Pollicipes pollicipes is the source of this 1721-nucleotide messenger RNA. RefSeq names its product bifunctional peptidase and arginyl-hydroxylase JMJD5. Bases 256 to 1551 code for a protein of 431 amino acids. Lineage: Eukaryota; Metazoa; Arthropoda; Thecostraca; Pollicipedomorpha; Pollicipedidae. Gene Ontology annotation, cellular component: nucleus. The transcript has 3 exons. Gene Ontology annotation, molecular function: histone H3K36 demethylase activity. The record is from RefSeq and is a predicted model, not a curated record.
UCGGGCAAUAUUUUUUGUCUUUGAUAUGGAGUAGUUUUGGUGUAGAAGUGACGAUUCGUUACGCGAGGCCGUGGGUGGCGGCCGCCGCGUUAUAAUAUACUAUGACUACGCUUCGAAAGAGGCAGUCAAAGGACAUUUGUCUCUUUUGUAAGGUCACAAGCCUUAAGAACCAAGGGAACUGUGCUGUUUUCAGGGUGCCAUUUUUGGUUUACCUGUUAAAUGUGACAAACAAGGCACAGGAGUGGCAAAGUUGAGAUGUACUCAUCACUACUGGAGUUUGCACCAGAUCUUCCUUCCUCUGCCAUUUCUGUAUUUGAAGACCCAGAUGAGCUGACCAUGGUGGGUGAUAGUGUGCAGAAAAUGUUUAUUCAGGCCACAUACCAGUAUAUCAGCCUAGUGAUGGGAGAAGAUGCCCACCAAGAUGAAGUGAUGGCAAGGGCUCUUAGUGAUCGCUGUUGGGAGGAAUUUAAUACGAGCUAUUGGGCCUGGGUUCCUGAUGUCUGGAGGAAGCUUUAUUCAUAUGCUGCUCUGUACUGCUCAGCUGCACAUUUAAACCAGUACCUGAAAUCACACCAGAUUGAUGUACAGGCAUUGAGGGAUGCCCUCCUCUGCUGUGAUAUGGGUUUGAUCAUGGGAAAGCCAGUGCUUGAUGGCUUGCUGACCAGACUGGCAACUCGCUGUCACGAAACAUUGACUCAUCACUACGAGGACACGGAACGAGAGGAGCAACACAGGGGUGACCCUGUUCAGGGCUCACAUGUGGUGGGUCCUGCAAAUGAUCCAUUCCACAUCAGUGAUGGGACGCUCGGCGAGGCACACCUCCGCACGCCGAGCGACGCACCGCCCAUCACCACCCCUCUGGCGCGUCUGCGCUGCCCGUCGCUGGAGACGUUCUCGCGCGAGAUGCUAGGCCGCCGGGCGGCAGUGCUGACCGAGUGCGUUGGCCACUGGCGCGCGCUGCGCUGGACGCUGGCCGGCCUAGAGCGCAUCGCCGGCCACCGAACCGUGCCGGUGGAGCUAGGCGCCCGCUACACGGACGCCGGCUGGUCGCAGCGGCUCAUGACGCUCGGUCAGUUCGUGGCCGAGCACGUGCGCCGCCCAGCGGCCGGCCGGCCCGGCUACCUGGCCCAGUAUGAGCUAUUUGACCAGAUCCCGGAGCUCGCCGCCGACAUCGCCGCGCCUGAGUAUUGUUGGCUGGGCGAACGGCAGUCGGUGCACACCAACGUGUGGCUGGGGCCGGCUGGCACCGUCUCGCCGCUGCACCACGACCCCAAGCACAACUGUCUGGUGCAGGUGUUCGGCUGCAAAUACGUGCAGGUGUUCGCGCCGGAGGAGGCGGCGCGCCUGUACCCGCACGAGGGCGCACUGCUGCACAACACGAGCCGCGUCGACGCCGAGCGACCGGACCUGGUGCGCUUCCCGCUGUUCGCCGAGGCGCGCGGCUGGCAGACGGUGCUUGGCCCCGGGGAGGUGCUCUACAUGCCGCCCGGCUGGUGGCACUACGUCCGCAGUCUCAGUGUCAGCUGCUCCGUCAGCUUCUGGUUCGAGUGAUGCGACCGUCGCCGCCCGCGCGCUCUGAUGUGUCGAGUGUUUGCAAAUGAUGGUUAUUUUAACAGUGGUGGGAGGCCGUUCAUCACUUUAAUUUAGCUGAAAUGCUUUAUGCUACCUGCAUGGUCACCUCGCUGCGCUUCACUACGCCAAAUAAAACGUGUUGGCGAAGA